UGAAAAAUUCAUUCAUUUCUACUUGCCCUCCUAGCAGACAUUAUUUGACAGAGCAAGUGGCAGUGGUAGUGCGAAAAAAAAAAACGAAAGAAAAAAAUACGCAGACAAACAACGAUACCAGAAAAAAAUACCUCGAACAAGAAUUUUUUAUAUUUUUUUGUGUUAAAUAUAGUGCAUAAAUGGCUAAAAGAAAUAAAUAGCCAAAUAUCUAAACGUCGAACCCAGCAACCAAACAAGAAAAUUCUAUAAUGAAAAAAAAAAUACAAACGAGCCCACUGUAAUACCUAACAUAUAAAAAUAAAACAAUAACAAAAAAAUCAUAACAAAAACAGCUGAUUUUGAAAAAAAGUGCGAAAGAGAGUGUUUUAUUGAAUUUCCAUAAGAGAGAGAGAUUGAAAAAGAAAACAGUGAAAAGUGUAGUGUAUAAAGAGGAAGCAAAGCGAAAAACAACCUGCAAAUGUUAGAUGAUGAGAGGAGCUAAAGAACAAAAACAAUAGCCAGCCAUUCGAGAACACCCAUUGCUCUGGCCGCAAAGAGACUACGUUAGUCAGUCGGUUUUUUACUUUCUCCCGUGUUGGCAGCUGGUGAAAAUUUUCAAGAAAACAUGAAAAAUAAAUUGACAUUUUUUUCUUAACGAAACGGUGCGUGAGCGAGUGAGUGAGUGAGAAAUAAAAACAACUACUUGUUUUGCAAAAUCCUCCAACAACAACUACAACAAGAAAACUUACAACAAAACAAACACAACAGACCAAGUGUCAUCGGCAGAAGUAUCUCAACAAAUUUACAGAGAGCCGCCAUACACACAUAUUUAUAUCUGAGUCUAUGUGUUCAUGUGUGUGUGUGCGUUCGUAUUUUCACUUAGAUAAUCUGAAUCAUAACAACACACAAGCGUCCGAACAAAACAUCUAAAUAUUUGAGCUGGCCGUCAAACACAAUACCAGGCAUAAAAUCUAUAAGAAAUUUACCAAAUUCCUUCACCUACGUCAUGGCAAAGUGAAACGCUUCUCCCCCUCCCAUUCGUCAUUAGCCACCUCGAAUUCAACGACCACAACACAACUGACCGCAACCACAACAACAACGCCACGUAAAAGUCCCACAGAGCUAAGGCGAACGACACAAGCAACAGCAACAACAACACCAUACCACCACCACGCUGACGCUGACGACAUUGUCAAUAUGUCAGAGACCGAUGAAAAUCCACGAGCCUCCACUUCCAGAGAUGCAGCAGCCUUGGCAGCAAUGCCAAACGGCAAUGGCAAAGUCAACAGCACCCGGGGCAGUAUCACAAGUGCAAGUGCCGUUGAGUCACGAAAACCGUCACCGCAGAAACAGCGGCGCUCAAAGUCUUCACCCCGCCAUGCCGUCGCUGAACCCAAACAGCCUCGCCGAUCCCUGCUCUCCAUACCGAGUACCCUGAAACUGAGCAUGCUGAACAGUGGCCUGCUCUCGUUCGAGAAAAUCAAAUUGGAGGCCCGCGAUGAAAACAAUUCCCUGUCGAAGACCAUGCCCACCCACCCCAUUGAUACGCAACAGUUCAUAAAAAUGUGUGAGCUACGUCGGAAAUUCCCCGUCCUCUAUAAAUUGGAAUUUCAAACAGCUGCCAAGGUCGAGACAAACACCUGUCGCUAUGCCAUGAAGAAGAGCAAUCAUGGCAAGAAUCAAAAUCCCAAGUGCAUUCCCUACGACUACAAUCGGGUGGUGCUGAAGAAGGUCGAAGGUGAGCCGGAUUCCGAUUACGUGAAUGCUUCGUAUGUCGAUAGUUUGCUGAAACCCAAUGCCUACAUUGUUACCCAGGGUCCGGUGGAGGACACGGUGAAUGCCUUUUGGCGCAUGGUGUGGCAGGAGAAUGUCAGCGCCAUUAUUAUGCUCACCAAGACUUUCGACUUUGCCAAGGUCAUGUGUGUCCAAUACUGGCCGCCCAACCGUGAGGUACACGAAACCUAUGGCGACAUCAAUAUCAGCAUCAUCAAGGAGGAACAACUGGCCAAUUUCCAUAUACGCCACUUCCGCCUCUACAAGGUCAACGAGGCCAAUAGAUCGGAAAUUGUGGAGGAUCGGCUGCUGCUGCAGUUCCACUACACCGAAUGGUAUUCCCACUGUUGCCCCUUUUCGAAUGCCCUGCUGGAGUUUCGUCGCCGAGUUCGCCUGGUCGUCGGCAAUAUUAUAAAAGACAAAGACACACGAGGUCCCAUGUUGGUCCACUGUGGUGAUGGUGGUGGUCGUUCGGGGGUAUUCGUAUCGAUCGAUGCCAAUCUGGAGCUCCACGAAGAGGAGGAAUGUUUCAACAUCUAUGGCUAUCAAAAGAAACUGAGGCAGUCACGCAAAGGCCUUGUGGAAAAUGUCGAUCAAUACAAAUUCAUCUACGACACACUGGAGGAACACAUCGUAUGCGGCAAAACCUGGUUUCCCGUCUCCGAACUAUCCGAUCGCCUAAAGGCCAAGGCACGACGCAACUCCCAGGCCAAAAUGAACGAAUACCAAAUGGAAUACGACAAAAUCUGCAAGCAGACGCCACGCUUCACCAUCGGCGACUGUGCCGGUGGCCAUCGAGCCGACAAUCGCGAGAAGAAUCGUGAUGUCCUGUGUGUACCGCCCGACAACUUCCGUCCCUAUCUGACAUCGUUUCAAGGUAACGCCUUUACAGAUUACAUCAAUGCCGUCUACGUGGAUGGCUAUACCAAGCCGCGUGAGUACAUCGUCACCGAAUGGCCCAUGAAGCAUACGCUGGGUGAGUUUUGGUCCCUGGUUUACGAUACCGAAUGCUCAGCGGUGGUAGUGCUGUGCCAACCCCCCGCCAAUUCCCAAACCUUCCCCUCAUUCUGGCCCAUCAAAUCCAAAAUGGAGAAGUACGGUCCCGUCUUCUCCGUACACUAUUCCGCUGCACGCAGUUACACCAACAUCAAACAAUGGGAAUUCAAGAUAAACAAAAAAAUCGUCUCAUUGACCGAAAUGAUGGCCGGCGUUAAGGCACCAACACGCACUGUACAGCUCUUCCAAUUGACGUGUUGGCCCAUGGGCCAUAAGGUGCCCACAUCGACCAAUUCGCUGGUCUACCUGAUGAACAUGGUCGAAUUGUGGCGCGCCAAAACCGAUUAUGGCCCAGUAUGUGUUGUAUCACCCGAUGGUCGUAGCCGUUGCGGCGUGUACUGUGCCGCUAAUGCUUGUAUCGAACAGGUCAUACAACAUGGUGAAGUGGAUGUUUUUCAGGCUGUCAAAACGGUUAGACGUAAUCGUCCGCAUCUGGUAGAGAAUAUGACCGAAUACAAAUACUGCUAUGACUUGGUAUUGCAUUAUGUUUUACAUUUUCUAAACAAAAAAGAUUAAACUGCACAGAUAUUUUUUCCAGGAGUUUGUAUGGAGGAUUUCAAAAGAUAUUGAAAAAAAAACUCACACACAAAGGCAAAGCAAAGAAAAGACGACAAAUAGGCAAGAUUUUAGAAAAUCUAGGUGAUGAGACACCCUUUGAGUUAACGAGAGAAGUUUUAGAAGAAAUCUGAACAGAAGUUGUUGGACGUAGAUAAAAAAAAAACUUGUAAAGGUUUAUCUUUUAAAUGAGCUAGGGCUCAGCACUUAGGUUUCAUGUUUAUAAACGAUUUGAGAAGGUUUUAUAUAAAUUCGUGGAAGUAUGUGUUGAGAUAUUGGGUCAUAUUGUCCCGAACCGUUUUUUUUUAUAAGGUUUCGCAAUUAUUAUGCAGAGAAGAAAGGAAGGAACAAGUUUAACUUAGGUUAGGGUAUUAUUCAAUCAACCUUGAAGGAUUCUGAAAAGGAAAACAAAAUUUUAAAAAGUUGAAAGAAGACCCCAAAAUUAAAGGCAAUUAAGAUUUUGAAAUUCAGAUUAAUAAAUAAGAUUUUUCUUAAAUAAGGCUAAGGACACAGUAUUUCAGAAUCGCACAUGAUAUCGAU
Musca domestica (house fly) is the source of this 3903-nucleotide messenger RNA. Its product is annotated as receptor-type tyrosine-protein phosphatase kappa-like. Gene Ontology annotation, molecular function: protein tyrosine phosphatase activity. Lineage: Eukaryota; Metazoa; Arthropoda; Insecta; Diptera; Muscidae. The record is from RefSeq and is a predicted model, not a curated record. Gene Ontology annotation, biological process: protein dephosphorylation. Bases 1177 to 3324 code for a protein of 715 amino acids. The transcript has 2 exons.